Messenger RNA from Dicentrarchus labrax (European seabass), 2466 nucleotides. RefSeq names its product upstream transcription factor 2, c-fos interacting (gene usf2). Lineage: Eukaryota; Metazoa; Chordata; Actinopteri; Moronidae. The transcript has 11 exons. Bases 112 to 1089 code for a protein of 325 amino acids. The record is from RefSeq and is a predicted model, not a curated record. Gene Ontology annotation, biological process: regulation of transcription by RNA polymerase II. Gene Ontology annotation, molecular function: protein dimerization activity; DNA-binding transcription factor activity, RNA polymerase II-specific; RNA polymerase II cis-regulatory region sequence-specific DNA binding.
GUCCUGGACUGUCUUCCUCACAUGACCCGUGUGUUUGUCCCCGUGAUCAGCGCUUCCAUCUCCGUAAAUCAGUGUCGUUGAAUAUCGGCGUUUUACACCCGCAAAACCUUCAUGGAUAUGCUGGAGCAGAGUCUGGACAGCUCGGCGAGUCACGACAAACAGGAAACAGAAGAAGUGGUGCAGUUACAGGAAGGAGAGACGGUGGGGACGGAGGAGCAGACUGCAGUGACCAUCACUGGUGUCCCGCAGGCUGCGUUCGCUGACCACAAUGUUCAGUACCAGUUCCGCACAGAGAACAGCGGAGGACAGGUGACCUAUCGUGUGGUUCAGGUAACAGACGAUCAGUUAGAAGCAACAGCUGACGGGACUGGAGCCGUCAGCGUCGUCUCUACCGCAGCGUUUGCUGGAGCCCCUCAGGCGGUGGCACAGGCUGUCAUACAGAACCCGUUCAGCAAUGGGGGCAGUCCUGGCGGCGAGACUGUGGGAGGAGAGACGCGUUUCGCUUAUUUCCCCGCCGCCACCGUCAGCGAUGGAACAGCCGUGUCGGUGCAGGCCACCACCGACCCAACGAUCACCCAGGCAGGAGGUCAGUUUUAUGUGAUGAUGAGCCCCCCUGAGGUACUACAGACGGCGGCUCCUCGCACCAUCGCACCGCGCACGCACACCUACACUGCAGACCUUGGUGAAAGCGAGAUGUUGCAGCAUGGCAGUUCAAACUGGAAGGUGGAGGGUCCACGGGCGCCCAGAGAUGAGAGGCGAAGAGCACAGCACAAUGAAGUGGAGAGAAGAAGAAGAGAUAAGAUUAACAACUGGAUUGUCACACUUUCAAAAAUCAUCCCCGACUGCAGCGUAGACAGCAGAACUGGAGCGAGUAAAGGCGGCAUCCUGUCCAAAGCCUGCGACUACAUCCGAGAGCUGCGGCAGAGUAACCAGCGACUGCAGGAGAGUUACAAAGAGGUGGAGCGGGUCGAGAUGGACAACGAGCUGCUUAGACAACAGAUUGAGGAACUGAAGAACGAUAAUGCACUCCUUCGAGCACAGCUACAGCAGCACGGCGUAGAAAUCAAUGGGGAUGCAACACCACAGUGAUUGUGGACUUGGACACAUGUAACAUCACAAACACAAUGUCGCAUCCUCCCACCCACCUGAACAAUACCAGGAAAGGAAUAACAGUGAGAGACAAAAUUGGACCACAAAAACACGAGCUGGGCUUGAAGAUAAACCCUGAGGGACUACAAAGUGAAAACCCCUCCUCCACCUCCACCUCUUCGAAGGCUGAACGCUCUGAAAUCCGUUAACUGUGUAGCUAACUGAACCUCUCACCUCUGCUUCAAGGAAAACAACCUCUGCACAGCACCGCCACGCUUGCACCAAACUUUCUUUUUACUUUAAAUUAUGAACCUGCCACUGAAAAUUUACUCUGAUUUCACCUUUUUACCGCAAACGUGUUCCUUUUUAAUUUUAAUUUUAUUUUUAUUUUUUGUCGUCAUUCGCUGUGUUUGAAACUACUAAAUGUGACAUGAAUGAUAGUUCCCAUUUACUUUUUAAUUUAUUAGUCUUUAAGGAAUGUGUACACGUAAAAGAAAAGCUGAUCUCUGAAUUCACUCUUUCUCCAGUAACAAACAAAUAAUGGGCAGAUCAAAUAUUUUGAGCAUGCCCAUCACUGCUACUAAGGAUUGUUUUACAGAUGUGGAUCGUGGGUAUAUUUAGUUGAUCUGUGUGCAAUUUGGGGCAACUUUUGUCAAUUUUUGCCUCUUUACACUGACACUCCAAGCACCGGGCAGAGCUCACAAACUUUAUAAACACAGUCCAAUAUCAGUAAACUAAUACUUUUUUCUGACAGUCAACGUAAAAAAAGCAGCUUUGAUAGCACAGGCAUGGAGGUUUUAUUUUUAGUGCAAGGCCUUAAUAGAAGCCUGUUGGAGAAUCUAGGUGUUAACAUAGCUCAGGUAAUUGGGAUAGUGCACUGGCAAGUGGUUCCCAAACUCAAUGAAGUCUUUACAUUAUGGAGUUUAGAGCUCUGUUGUGUCCCCAUUAGGUGCAAUGUACAGAUAAGAGUAUGAAGAUGAUUUUUAACGGGCAUUAAAAUAUAGUUUGUAUAUCUGCUUAAUAGGUCACUGGUGUAAUGCACUGAAAUAGAGGUUCAGUCAUGAGAGGUCUUGUUUGAGACCGGCCUCUGUACGGCCCCCUAGUCCUGCUGCAUUUAGGUGGACACCUGAGGUGGCUUCUUUUUUUUUUUUUUCUUUGCAAUAUUCCCUAAAUCUUUAAAACUUUUGGGAACCGUCGCUGCUGACAGAAGACCACAAAACAACCACGGUCAGGAAUGUGCUGAGGGUAGUUAAUGCGAGUGAUGAUAGUUGUAACUAACCAGCUUUUGUCUACACUGAAAGUCACCACAGCAUGGAAAUAUAACCACUGGCAUGACUAAUUCUGAUACUACAAUAAAACAGAAGUGUUUAUACCUGA